Messenger RNA from Linepithema humile (Argentine ant), 1748 nucleotides. RefSeq names its product ADP-ribosylation factor GTPase activating protein 3 (gene ArfGAP3). The record is from RefSeq and is a predicted model, not a curated record. Gene Ontology annotation, biological process: COPI coating of Golgi vesicle. Lineage: Eukaryota; Metazoa; Arthropoda; Insecta; Hymenoptera; Formicidae. Gene Ontology annotation, molecular function: GTPase activator activity.
AGAAUUCCAUCGUGACGCACGUUGAUACGUUAAAAAUGGCAGAUUCUUCGCCUAGCAAAGCUGAGAUCGAAGAAAUUUUCAAGCGAUUACGGGCCAUUCCGACGAAUAAGACAUGUUUUGAUUGCAACGCGAAGAAUCCAGCAUGGGCCAGUGUAACAUAUGGAGUUUUUCUGUGCAUCGAUUGCUCGGCAGUGCACCGCAGUCUGGGAGUGCAUCUGACUUUCGUCAGAUCCACCCAACUUGACACAAACUGGACAUGGUUACAGCUCAGGAACAUGCAGCUGGGUGGUAACGCCAAUGCAAGAAAAUUUUUUUCACAACACAACUGCACCACGACCGAUGCUCAGCAAAAGUAUAAUUCACGUGCAGCUAGAUUAUAUAAGGAAAAAUUGGGCCAAGCAUCUGCACAAGCAAUGCGUCGUUAUGGCACAAAGGUUUCCCUUUCUACAACAAAAAAUAAGACAAUGCUUCAUUUAGAGGAAGGCACAGAAACAAUGCUGGAAGAAGCGAAUGAGCCAGAUUUCUUCAAGCAACAUGAAAAUUUAGAUUUGCAACAAAAUGAAAUAAUUUCAACAGAAGAAAAGGCAUUCUUCACACCUAAUGUUGAGUCAAAUGAUGAUAAUACAGAUAAAGCAGAAAUCUAUUCUGAUUGCUUGGGGCCUUCCGUCAAUCUUUUCGAUCCUAUCUCAAAUGUGCAAUCUGAAAGAAAACCAACCAUAGGUGGCAGGACAGCGCAGUCCCGACGUCCUGGUGGUUUGGGGAAGAAAACCGGAAGCUUAGGCGUGAGAGUUAAGACGGUUGACUUUGAUGAAUUGGAGAGGGCUUGCAAGCAAGCGCAAGAGGAGGAUAAGGAACUCACGAAGGAGGAACAAGAGGCGAUCGACCAGCGUCUGGCCCAGCGUUAUGAGGAAAACUUGAGUCAGCAGGCUAAGAAGAUAGAGGAAAGAGCGAAGCAGCUGGACCCGUCCAAGGCCACACAGGCGGAACGGCUUGGAAUGGGAUUUAUGGCGCGAAGCGGUGCAACUCAUUCUGCACUCGGUGACAUGAAGACAAUAACACAAGAGUCGAAGGCGAGCGUGAUGUCAGCGGAAAAAGAAAAGGGAAAAUCGCUUCUAUGGGGAGAGAAAGAAAGCUUCUUCACCCUGGACGAGGUUUAUUCGGUUUAUGCUAACAACAAAACGAACAAGUCUACGCGUCAUGAGGAAGUCAUAGUUGUCGCGGAGCCGGAACCACCUAGGCGAUCAACUCCCAUGACUCGAAAUUCCAAGACCGAUGCGAAACCCACGUCUACCCUUGCCGAAGGAGAAGCUCAGAAGAAGUUUGGUAGCGCCAAGGCCAUCAGCUCAGAGCAAUAUUUUCAAGACAGCACUUCCGACAAUGCGGUGAGCUGGGAACGCAAGAACAAUUUGCGUCGCUUCGAAGGUUCAUCGAGCAUAUCGUCGGCCGAUUAUUUCGGCACCGAAGGCUCGACCCCGACCUCGCCGACGUCCUCGUUAUCCAUGCGUUUGACCGCGGGACGAGCCGGUGUUGUAGAUCUCGACGACGUUCGAGAAAGCGUACGUCAAGGAGUGAACAAGGUGGCCGGAAGACUGAGCUCGCUCGCGAACGCGGCGGUCUCCUCUAUACAGGAUCGUUAUGGACUCUAAUUAAAAUCUAUUGCAUUUUAUGAAAAAAAUUGUUACAAUACUUAUUAUCUGGACACAAUCUUGUCCAUUGUUCAGGACUGUAAAUAAAAGCUUAUAAUUGAA